This is a messenger RNA of Exaiptasia diaphana, 1481 nucleotides long. RefSeq lists its product as uncharacterized. The record is from RefSeq and is a predicted model, not a curated record. The coding region runs from base 235 to 1356 and encodes 373 amino acids. Lineage: Eukaryota; Metazoa; Cnidaria; Anthozoa; Actiniaria; Aiptasiidae. The transcript has a single exon.
UUGUCAAAUGCUGAAGAGCGAACGAAGAAUAAGACGUAUUGAGACAUUCGCACUUCGAAUAGAGCUAAAAGAACACCAUUACCACACAGCAAUAUUCAUUUUCACGACGUUGUUCAGUUGCUUUGGAAACGUUCAGUUGCGGUACAGUGAUGGGAACCGACUGGUGAAGAGCGCUUCAAAAAAUGUCCGGCUCUGGACCACUUAAGCCUUGAAUUUUUUACCAGUUUGACAGAUAUGAAUUUGACAGCAAAUAUUUCUACGGAAUUUCCUAACGGAAGAAAAAAAUGGGCGUUUGUUCAUCCAGUAAUUCAAGUUCUUGGUCAACCGCUMGAUCCAACYRAUGCUUCUGGAGCAAACUGGACAAAUGCWUGGACGUUUCAYGUURUAUUUUUCUGCACUUGCUUCAGUGUUGUGUCRAUUUACUCAGUUUAUGGAAUAAUACGYUCGUACAACCGAAAAGAAAAGGUUACGCGAAUUYUGGCGUAUAUAAUCCACGGUCUUAUUUUCAUCCUCGGAUUUACUCGRCUUUUCACUCUCAGUGUAUUCUACAAUGAGAUCGUUGCCACUUCGGUAAGGGCUCGGACUUCGGUUUUAUCUCGGCUAAUCUUCGAUUUAGGAUUCCCAUGCAUCACAGCGGCCUUUGGUCUUGUGCAGUAUUCAUUUACAGAAGCUUUGAAGGGCAAAUUGUCGGAAUCUAAGUUAGGAAAUUUUAAAUUCCUCAGCUUUCUCAUUGCAGGGAAUUUUUUACUUGUUAUAAUUGUAGAAGUUCUGACAGCACUUGUUAAUAAUCUAGCAUUACUUUUCUUUGCUACAAAGUGCUAUUUUCUUUUCUUUUCGGCUUUUUCAAUGAUAAGAAUCUUGUACAGCGGUUAUAAGGUGUUAAGMCAUGCGUCGGAAAAUAAACGCGCCUUGCACAACCUGAGUAUCCACUAUGGAGCGACAAAAUCUACSGAUGUCACAAGAAGAAAGAGCAUUGCCGAAAAGGAUUUAAUCAAAAGCCUGCGGAAAGUCAAAAUCAUCCUMAUUUUAACWAGCGUAUUCUGUUCUGUUGUUUGUGUUAUGGAGAUUUAUUCCAUUGGUGAACUUGCAGAAAUUGUGGCGGGAAAAGACGGCGCGCUCACCCCAUGGCCUUGGUACGCGUAUCAAACUAUCUUCCGAUUGGCUGAGCUCGGAAUGGCGGGAACUAUCCUAUACACGCUCGCGCCGGCUGGACAAAUGAAGAACAUUUCUGAGAAAAGUCGCUUGAUUUGGAAGCGUGUCUUUGGAAAUAAAGAUAGUAAAGUAGGAGAUGAAGCGGCUCAWGGUCACCCUAUGGCAAUGCUUAACCGAGCUUAUAAUUUGGGAAAUGAAAACUAGAACUGGAACGAUGUUUUGUCCUUUUGAAAUCACAUCUUUACCAAUCUCACUGUAAUUAGUGAAACUUUACACAAUCAUUUGAUAAAUAAAUAGAUACAUGUUUACAAAAACUAGAUAUAUCAAUA